This is a messenger RNA of Rotaria sp. Silwood1, 348 nucleotides long. The record is from the annotation of a GenBank genome assembly. Lineage: Eukaryota; Metazoa; Rotifera; Eurotatoria; Philodinida; Philodinidae.
AUCAGUUGUCCCAUGAUCAAUUUCCUGUGAUCAGUUGUCCGCUCACCAUCACAAUAUAGUUCAGUACAACCAUCUGUUAUAAUUUCAUCGAGUGAAAUACCUGAUUCACCACCAUAUGAACCAGAAAUUGCUAAUGAACAUCUUGAUGAAGGUAUUAAUUUUCGAUCAUAUAGAUAUUCAACGAGUGAAAAGGGUACCAAUCAAUCUUUCUGUAAUAAUAAUGGAAAUCAAAGCGAUGAUGAAGAUGAAUAUGAUGAAGUAAAAGGUCAGCAAUUAAUACAACGUGUUAUUGAAGAAUUUCUCAAUAGAAGAUCCAUCAAAAUACAUCAACAAGAUAAAAAAUUGUAA